Microplitis mediator is the source of this 1320-nucleotide messenger RNA. RefSeq lists its product as uncharacterized. The transcript has 5 exons. Gene Ontology annotation, biological process: positive regulation of transcription by RNA polymerase II; transcription by RNA polymerase II; negative regulation of transcription by RNA polymerase II. Gene Ontology annotation, molecular function: transcription corepressor activity; core promoter sequence-specific DNA binding; transcription coactivator activity. Bases 368 to 1033 code for a protein of 221 amino acids. The record is from RefSeq and is a predicted model, not a curated record. Gene Ontology annotation, cellular component: negative cofactor 2 complex; nucleus. Lineage: Eukaryota; Metazoa; Arthropoda; Insecta; Hymenoptera; Braconidae.
UACUUGACAGGCAUUCCAAUAAAUAAUUAAAAAAAAAAACAAGAAAUCAUACAUAAUAAUAAUAAUAAAAAUAAUAAUAACAUUAAUUGAUUUAAUACAGAGCCAAUGUAAUUAUGAAAGAAACACAAUAAAUUACUAUGAGAUAUAAAAUGACUGAAAUAAAAAAAAUUUCAAAUCAAUAAAAUAUUAAAGCGAGAUCUCGAGUGUUAUUUUUUCGAGUCGCGUCAGUGGAUUGGGCUGAAAAAACUCUAAUUAUUUUUAAUUGCCACGUAAUUUCGUAAUAUGGUAUAAUAACAUACGGAUGAUAAUUAAACGUGUACCUUAUCGUAAUAAUAUUUUAUGAUCUAAUAUCAUAAAGAUAACAAAAAUGCCUAGUAAAAAAAAAAAAUACAAUGCCCGAUUUCCAGCAGGACGCAUAAAGAAAAUAAUGCAAACUGAUGAAGAAGUUGGAAAAGUUGCUCAAGCUGUACCAAUUAUUAUUUCUAGAACAUUAGAACUCUUUGUACAUUCAUUGUUAACAAAAACAAUGCAGAUUACUAGUACUAAAAAUGCCAAAACACUCAGUCCAUCUCACAUGAAACAAUGUAUUUUAUCAGAAAGUCGUUUUGAUUUUUUGAAAGACCUAGUAAAAAGUGUUCCUGACGUUUCAAAUACUGAUGACGAAGUACAAAGUCCACCAAUGACACCAGCACCUAUGGGAAUAAAUUUAAUAAAUCCAACAGUGAAUACGCUACGUAUUCAACCCGAAAUACGAAUCCCGAAGGAAUUGACAAUAACAAGAAAAUCAACAGAAGUCAAUAAUCAUUCAAAAGACUGCCUAGACGCUAUUAAAAUCAAUGUUAAUACAAUAGAAGAGGGAUCGUCCUCACCAAAUCGAGUUCCUAAUUUUCAAAUUUCAAUGCCGUCGUCAUUUACCGAUGGUAAACCUAAUUUUUAUACUGAAUUAAAUCCGUUGAAUUUGUCAACGCAGACUAAAGAACCCAAUUCAUCAUUAAUUAACACUAAUAGUAUUGAUGAAGAUUAUGAUACAUAAAUAUAUAUAUAAAUAAUUAUUAUUUUUUUUAAUAUAUUAAAAAUAAACUUUGUAUGUGUUUUAAAAAUUUAUGGAAUUGUCUGUUGUUUAGAUGUUAAAAAAAAAAGUAAUUGUGUCAGCACAUAAGAUUAUAAUUUUGUAUGAGUUACUAGAUGCUAUUAAUUACUUUUAAAACUUAUGUAAGUGUUUUUUUAUUUUAUUUUUGAACAAAUAUUUAAAAAGUCAUUAAAAUAUUAUCAUACGAUCAUAUUAAGUAUUAGUUUGAUUUUUUUAAAUUAUCAAAAUUA